Messenger RNA from Asparagus officinalis (garden asparagus), 743 nucleotides. Its product is annotated as auxin-responsive protein SAUR50-like. The transcript has a single exon. NCBI's taxonomy places the organism in Eukaryota, Viridiplantae, Streptophyta, Magnoliopsida, Asparagales, Asparagaceae. Bases 65 to 376 code for a protein of 103 amino acids. The record is from RefSeq and is a predicted model, not a curated record. Gene Ontology annotation, biological process: response to auxin.
CCUUUUCUUUUCUUUUCUUUUUAUUUGAAAAAAAAAAAACUUCUUUAACUUCCAAGAUUGUUCAAUGGCUAUUAGCAAGAAAUCGAGCAAGAUCGCUCAGGCUGCUGUCCUGAAGCAGAUACUGAAGAGGUGCUCGAGCCUCGGUAGGAACAAUGUCGGGCCCGAGCUGCCUCUUGAUGUGCCUAAAGGGCACUUUGCGGUUUAUGUUGGCGAGAAGAGGAGUAGAUUUAUCGUGCCCAUUUCUUUUCUUAACCAUCCUGAGUUCCAAAUUCUGUUGAGGCAAGCCGAGGAGGAGUUUGGGUUCGAUCAUGAUAUGGGAUUGACUAUUCCUUGUGAGGAGGUCGUCUUCAGAUCUCUCACCUCCAUGCUCAGAUGAAGUUGUUUCCUUUUUUUUUUCAUUUUUUUUUAUUUUUAUUUUUUAAGAAAGAGGAGGCAAGGGGGAGAGAGUGAUGAAGGAUUAAGUGUUCCCAGCUUUGGCUGUGGUUUGUUUUUUAUUUUUCCUUCAGCGUCGGUGGGUUGUUGGAGUUUUCUCCUCUUCUUGUUGGAUGUUGGGUAGUGGGGAUUUUGACCCAGAACCCGUUAAUUGAGGGGGUACGGGUUUGUGGGUUUGGAGUUGUAUAUAAUUUCGAGCGGCGUGCGGGUCGCAGCCGCCCUGUGAGAACUAAUUUGGUUUCAUCAGUGAAAGGGGGAUUUGUUCUUUUUGUUCCUUCAUUUCUAAUGAAUGUUUGUUCUCUCUGCUUCAA